Molecule: messenger RNA, 1608 nt
Organism: Amaranthus tricolor (Joseph's coat)
Lineage: Eukaryota; Viridiplantae; Streptophyta; Magnoliopsida; Caryophyllales; Amaranthaceae
Product: nifU-like protein 4, mitochondrial
Exons: 6
Coding region: 332-1168 (278 amino acids)
Biological process (GO): iron-sulfur cluster assembly
Cellular component (GO): mitochondrion
Molecular function (GO): iron ion binding; iron-sulfur cluster binding
Source: RefSeq, a predicted model, not a curated record
UACAAACAUGUCAAGUCUAAUCAGAACUUAGUCGGAAUUGGAUCGGAUUAAAUCGUCAAAUUUGUCAAAUUUCCACUUUCUUUCCCACCUGCAGACUGCAGUUUCUCUCCUCAUCAGUCACCACCACUUCCAAAUCUCCCUACGGUCACGCAUGAAAGUUGAAUCUGACGCUUUCAAGAUUUAAUUUAAACUCUGAAUUUCUAUCCCCGAAUGUGAAUUCACUAUACUGCUUCUUGUAAUUGCUCAAUUUGGGAUUGCGUACUGCACUUGAUAAUUUCCCAACGUCAACAAUUCAUUCUCCGACGCCUUCAGAAUUAGGGCUUAGAAAAAAAUGAGGGUUUUAAGGAAGCUGAGAUUAGCUCAACAAGCUUUCGUCGCCGUGAAAAACAAUUCUUCCAGUAAUCGAUGCGUGUGUUUUCGCUCCUUAUUCACAUCUUCAUCGGCGUUGUCAUCUGGGUUUCAUGCUUCCGAUUCUUCCUUAACUUCCAAUUUUGUUUCUUCUAAGAAUUCACCUCUCAUAAUUUUUAGCUACAAACCAUGGGCGCCAUUUCUAGUGCAGAAGAGGACGAUGUUUAUUCAAACGCAGCCCACGCCUAAUCCUGCAUCCCUUAUGUUCUAUCCGGGCAAGCCAGUUAUGGAAAUUGGGAGUUCAGACUUUCCAAAUGCUCGUAUUGCCAUGAAAUCACCUCUAGCUAAAUCUCUUUUUGGAAUUGAUGGUGUUAAACGAGUCUUCUUUGGAUCUGAUUUCGUAACUGUAACAAAGUCUGAUGAUGCAUCAUGGGAUAUUUUGAAACCAGAGAUUUUUGCUGCAAUUAUGGAUUUUUACACAUCUGGUCAGCCAUUGUUCCUGGAUGAAGAUGCUGCAGCUGCGAAGGACACUGCCAUUCAUGAUGAUGACUCAGAAACUGUUGCUAUGAUAAAAGAAUUAUUGGAGACUCGCAUACGGCCAGCGGUGCAGGAUGAUGGUGGCGAUAUUGUGUAUAGAGGAUUUGACCCAGAAACUGGAAUUGUGAAACUCAGAAUGCAGGGAGCAUGCAGUGGCUGUCCAAGUUCAUCUGUGACUUUAAAAUCUGGAAUUGAGAACAUGUUAAUGCACUAUGUGCCUGAGGUCAAAUCAGUGGAGCAAGAAUUUGACUCUGAGGAAGCGGAGGCUGCUGCACUAGAGUAGAGCUGAUUUUGCGUGUUUGAUGCAAAGAAAAGCUUAAAUAACGGUGUGGCGAGAGUUUUUAGAUUAUAAUUUUGAGGACUUUUCUUUUACUUGCUCUCUUUCCUUGAGUUUGCCCUUUUAUUCUCCCAGAGUGAGCUUUUCGGUAAAGUAUGGGGUGAACUCUAAAGAAUGGACCAAGUAAAGCAAGCGACUUUUUUGUUCCUUCCCACACCCUCCCAAGUCCCAGCUAUAAAAUGUUAAAGAUUUGUAUAAAUGUGAUCAAGUGUUUUUAGGAGAGAAUCAGAUCUUGUCUAUAUCGUAGCAAGUACCUCUUUCCUGGGCACGACUGGGGUUCAAUUUUGGUUUCCCUCCGAUUCCCUGAGCCUAUUCUGUACUCAAAUAAUAGGUGUUAUUCUCUUCUUACUAUAAAUAAUAACUAUUAUAAUAAGCUGUGUUGAACA